This is a messenger RNA of Strongylocentrotus purpuratus (purple sea urchin), 7167 nucleotides long. RefSeq names its product protein KIAA0556 (gene katnip). The record is from RefSeq and is a predicted model, not a curated record. The transcript is spliced from 29 exons. The coding region runs from base 206 to 4813 and encodes 1535 amino acids. Lineage: Eukaryota; Metazoa; Echinodermata; Echinoidea; Camarodonta; Strongylocentrotidae.
AGAAGAUGCAGACGAAGUUCAUUUGCCUUCAAGAGCAAGCCAAGAAGACUUCAGGAAACAGGGAGCUCAGAAACAAAAGGAUGUUGUAUUAGAUGCAGGUCCUGCAGUGAGAAAAUCCACCUCCCUGCAAACCCAGAAGAAAGAGGAAGAGACCCGCAAGUGGGCAAGCACUCCCAAGGACGACGUCUCAGCCAUCCAGAGAGCCAUGGCUGCAGAGAACAAGGUUGCCAAGGCAACACGAACCCAGAGCAGGGCCAGGACAGCUCCUAAGGAAGAAACCAAGCCAAUAUCACCAUCACCUGCUGAUAUGCCUAAGAGACCUGUGACUGUCAUCCUUCGCCAUGGUGAGCAAGACCAAGCUGACAUCGAUCAUGAUGACCUUGAAGGGAAGGAGACUACUGAAGAGUUGAGUGCUUCGACCGACUCCUCAAGCCAUGACCCGCUGCUCAACUCUCAGAAUCUCGAUGACCUGAAGCUAGCCAUGGCCCUAGAGAAGGUCAAAGAUAUGGAUGCUAAGUCACAGAGGAGACUACUCAAGGUCCUUGGCAGGUUAGAGGACUCAACAAGCCCGAGAUCAUCCAGGAACACGCCUCGACGACACCAGCCACCAGGACAGUCAACUACAGAGGGCGCUGGUCACAGUGAUAUCUUCACAGGACCUAAGCUGGCUCCUCGCUCAAAGAGUGCAUCAAGCUCAAAGUCAAGCUCACUUGAAACGUCAUCUUCUGACCUUGAGGUCAUCAUUGAGAUCAACUCUAACUGGGGUCAUCCAUCUAGAGUAGGGGUCACAGAGGUGCAGUUCUUUGACCUCGAAGGUCAAAGGUUAACCCUCCAACCAUCAGGCCUGGAUGUUCGGAAUGCUUCAGAGAGCAAAGGAGAGCUUGCUAACAUUGUCAAUGCCAGGAUGAAGACUACAAAAGAAAGAAACAUGUGGAGCUGUGAGUAUGAGAAGGGUUCUCCAGUCUUACUGCUCUUCAGGAUACCAGCCUCUUCAGCAGGGAGUGGUAUCUCCAAAAUGAGGAUAUGGAACUUCAACAAGACUCUGAAGGAUUUGAGCAUUGGUAUCAAAGAGGCCAGGAUACUUCUUCAAGAUAAGACUAUAUGGGAAGGAACAUUGGACAAGGGGUGUGGAAACCAAGUCUUUGAUUACAGUACAACCAUUCCUAUACCCAUAGAAAAUGCAACUACUAAAGACAUUCUAGGUAACAGUGUUCCAUCAAAUGCAUCAAACCAGGAAAAACAAAUUGCAACAAUGAAUCCAAAUGUACAAAGAACUGAGCAAUCAAAACAAGUGAAAAAUGUGGAGCAGAGGUUGCAUGGUGCUGGUGACAAGAACCUAGGAAGCAAGCAGCCUCAGUCAAAGUCACUGGAAGGGAGGUUGUUGAAUCCAAACAAGAGCAACUCAAACAGCAAUGGGAAUGAGGAUGAGGAUGGGAGCGGAGAGUUACGCCGGAGCAUAGCAUUUGAUAUAGACCUGGAUCUGUUCCCCUCCAAAGUAAAACCAGCCCAAGAUGCUAAGUUGGAUCAGACUUUGAGCAGGGACUUGACUCAGACGCUCAUUGACAAGAAAAAGACUAAAGGGCAAACAGUUUCUAAGCCUAAACCUUCAAGUGCCGCAGAACCUCAAAAACCACAUUCUAGCACGUCUUCAGCCCCUAAAGGGGAAAACCCCAAGAUUAGUGUAGACCCAAAACAUGCUACUCCAGCCUUGUCUGAAUCUGUGGAGCCUUCUGUGAAGGAUUCCGUUGGAGUUAGUCAAGACCUUGGACUGAGACCCAGUGUCUCGGAAAGCUUUAACCCUGAGGACCCCAGGCAGACCAUUCGAUGUGAGACCAGAGUACUGAUGCGGUCCACCGAUACCAGUCUAGAUCUACCGGUGGUGGAUGACAGCAUUCAGAUCUAUGCAUCACCAAACACCUCCCUCGAUGCAAGCAGAGAGAAAACUCCUCUUGCCGAUGAUGAUAUAACUCCAAGAGCAGUUCCCAUGGCGAUGUCAUCGUCUCCAAACAAGAAAGCUACUGCUAGUGAGCAGGAUACCAGUUUUGACAAGGAGGAACCUUCCAUGCUCGAUCAACUUAAAGAGUUGACUGGCAAACAACCUAAGAGUGAGCGCCCUCUCAAUGAAAAGCCUUCGUGGCUCAAAGAGGAUUCAAAGAAAAAGAGGGCAACCAAACCAAAACAGAAGAAACCACCAUGGCUGAAUUUAUUAGAUGAUGAAGUCAAUAAGAGCGAUAGCAGUAUCCCAGAAGAGGAAGAGGCUGACCCUCUGGAUACAGGCAACCCCUGGCCUGGGAUGCUGAGACGAAGCUCUGCUGAUAGGAGACCUUCCCAAGAGAUCCUGGACUAUGAUGAGACCACUUUGGAACCGACAGGGAGGAGGAGCAGGAACCAGGCCCCAAAUCAACCCAAGAUAGCAGCAAUGGCCGAUGACAUGGAGGAGCUGCGAUGGCGACAGAAGGCCGCGGAGGGCGGUAUGAGUGACGAAGAUCACAUGUCGCCCCCGGCCAGGUUCGACAAGCGCCCUCACCAGUCAAGAAGCCACCAGGAGUCGAGCUUAGAACAGUCGUGGACAUCACUGUCUCUGUUUGACAAGUUUCAAAAGGGAAGACUAGCAUCGAAUGUGAACCUCGAUGUAGAAGGUGAUGUUCUAGAUACCAUCUUGUCAGGCAGAAGAUCUAAGACUCAGGAGGAGGAGGAUGCUGAUAAUGAUGAUACUAGCAGUGAGGAAUUUGAGAUCCCUCUCUUACCUGUUGGGCACUGCAUGACGAUUAACAUCAAGACGACGUGGGGAGAUCGUCACUAUGUUGGUCUCAAUGGAAUAGAGAUCUUUCAGAGUAGUGGAGAACAUGUUCAAGUCUCCAAGGUUACUGCAGAGCCUUCUGACCUGAACAUGUUACCUGAACACACCAACGACCCAAGGGUUGUGCUGAAUCUGAUUAAUGGUGUGAACUGCACCAGGGAUGAUAUACACAUGUGGCUUGCUCCGUUCACACCAGGCAGGGUGCAUCUUAUCACCAUGACCUUUGACCAUCCUGUCAAGGUCGCCAUGAUCAGGAUAUGGAAUUACAACAAGUCCAGAAUACAUUCCUUCAGAGGUGCCAAGGAUAUAGAGAUAUCUCUAGAUGACAACAACAUCUUUAAAGGAGAAAUUUCAAGGGCAUCAGGGGCACUUCAGGGAGACCCCAGCUCAUUUGGCGAUACCAUCUUGUUUACAGAAGAUGAAGAGAUCUUAGAACUAAUCUCUAAGAAUGAUGAGGUAUAUGUGGCAGCGGAGGAUUGGUUUAGCUCCAGCAUGGAUGAUGAUGCGGCCCCGCCCACUAGACCACGCACGGCUGAUGUCAGUGAGGUAGGAGAGACCAAUGACGACUGCCCGGCAGAACAGAGCCCGUCCCGCAAAAUCAGAACCCACGCUGGUAGAGUCUGGCCGACCAGGGGGAAGUCCCCUCCUCCCAAGUCCCAUGAUACCACUACCAGUGACCACGCCCUGCACAGGGCCGAUCCUGGAGCAGAGUCCUCAUGGAUGACCCAACCACAGGAUGCAGUGUUCAGAGGCAGAUAUCUGAAGCUGAACUUCACAGUGACCUGGGGAGAUAUCUACUACCUCGGCAUGACCGGUCUCGAGAUCAUGGACAUCGAAGGUGAUGCCAUCCCCAUGACGAUGGACAUGAUCGACGCCUACCCUCGUGAUCUCAAUCAACUACCAGACUAUGGCACUGAUGACAGAACGUUGGACAAACUCCUAGACGGUACCAAUGUAACAUCAUCGGACGAGCACAUGUGGAUGAUUCCAUUCUCUGAAGGGGGAGACCAUUUUCUCACCGUUGACUUUGGGAGGGAAGUACAGAUGACUGGGCUGAGGAUAUGGAACUACAACAAGUCACCUGAAGAUACUUACAGAGGGGCAAAGAUAGUACACGUCUGGAUAGACGGACAGCAGGUCUCACCAGCAGAGGGCUAUCUCAUCCGCAAGGGACCUGGGAAAUGUUACUUUGACUUUGCUCAGGACAUCAGCUUCGUCAGCCAGACAAACUGGCAAGCUGUCGUUGGACGGCAACAGAGGGCAGUGCCGGAUUCACUCAGGCAAAGCCAAGUUGCGUUAGAGGUUCCCAGUCAGGAAUAUAUACCGAUGCAUAUGCCGUGUGGAUUUGUUUUCCAGCUUCAGCUCCUGUCGACCUACGGUGAUCUCUACUAUGUGGGACUGAAUGGAUUGGAGUUUUACGAUGCACAGGGAGAAAAGAUGGAGCUCACCGAAUCAAACAUUGCUGCCUACCCACCCAGUGUGAAUGUACUAGAGGGUGUAUCAGAUGACACCAGGACCCCUGAGAAGCUUAUUGAUGGGGUCAACAACACUGUGGAUGGAGGUCAUAUCUGGCUUGCCCCCAUCCUACCAACUGUCAUCAACCGUGUGUAUGUGAUAUUUGAUGAGCCUGCUACUGUGUCUAUGAUCAAGCUGUGGAACUACAGCAAGACUCCGACCAGAGGAGUCAAAGAUUUUGGGCUGUUGGUAGAUGACUUGCUGGUAUAUCAAGGUAUCUUAGGUCAGGUGACCUCGGCAGCCAGGGGUAUCUUACCCAGUAUGGAUGUACCUAUCCCAUACCACACCAUCCUGUUCGCUGACAAUGCAGAACUCAGGAGAAGGGAGCGGCACACCAUUCUCCAGAAUCAGCAACAGGAACAGGAUGUCCAGAUGACCGAUGAUCAUCAAGUCAUAGCCCACUUCAAAAACCCUAAGAAGUCAACCAACAAGACAGUAGAUCAAGCUCUGAGACCCAAGACAAGCGUCAAUCCACAGGGUACCACUAGGAGAAGAUGAUUUUGGCUUCAAGGACCUCACUAUAGUGCAGCAAUGGUUUUUAGACAGUAGAUGUGUGCAUAAGAAGUUCUCUCACUCUCGCCAUAGUGCAAUGUUGUUAGGUCAUUUCGCUCUCCUUAUGAAAAUAUGAGCAUACCCAUGGAUCAAAUUGAUGAUCUGCCAUGCCUUACAUUUCACCCGGAUUUAUUUGAAAAAGAAAACAUAUAUUAUUGAGGUAUGUAUUGUUUUGUUUUUUGGAUGGACCAUAUUGAACACCUGUAAUAAGAAAAAAACAGAUCUAUGACUUUCACAGACACUGUUUUUCAACAAGUGUGCAUGAAGGAAGUUGUUCCAGUGUUAUUGGUUUGUUGGUUAAAAUUGAAAGUAUGAAUAUGUUAAGAAACAAAAAAUUACUUUUUAAAAUUCUUAACUUUGUCCUCCACACAAAAUUAUAUAUAUUUGUACAUUAGUUAAAUAUUAAAUUCAUCAUUUUUUAUGUACAUGUAAGUACAUUGAAUUGUUUUAGAUUGUGAUAUAAAUUACAUUUGUGCUAAAUAAUAGUAAAGACCUGUACAUAAGAUUAAUAUUUAUUGAUUUGAGCAAGUUUUGUGAAAAGUAUCCGUCCUUCUGAUAGAGUUAGAAUCAGAAUGAAUGAUUUCUUAGAUAUGUGCCAAGUAAUGUAGCGUACAGGAAUAUGCAUUCAAAUUUUGUAUUCAGACAAAACUAGUGCAUCUAUGUAUAAGAGAUAGUAUUAGCUUUUUAUCAUUUGUACAAUACAAUCUCAUUGGAACAGACCCAAUGGGACUUGUUAUAAUUUUAAGCCUUGUUAUAAUUUCAGGGCUUCAAAAAACAGAUUACAAAGAAGCUGGACAGACAAAAUUACUUUACUAGAACAAGUUUAUGAGUUUCUUAUGACCGUGUUUGCAGUAAAGAGGUUCCACUGUACAUGUUGCUGAUGGACACGUGAUAAUGUUGCACCAAGUACUAUAUAUGAAGAUCAAACAGUACAUGUAAAAUAUUAUAAUGUAUUCGUCUCUAAUUUUCACUGUCUUUCACUAAUAGAUAUAGUGCCUUGGACACAACACCUUUUUGUGACUUCUUUUUUUAACGUGUUAGAUUGCAACUGAAUAGUUUUUAAUAUGAUCUUUAAUAAUCACUAUAUAUGCACUGUGAAAUCUAUAAUGCCUUGCAUUUUAAUGCUUUUAUGGUUAAUGUCGUAACAAAGAAUACACUACAUGUACAUGUCAUUUGAAAAUAAAACUGACAUUUUGUGAAGAAGUAUGUAGCAUUGGAAAGUACUGGACCCAAUCUAUUCUUCAAAUGUAAAAUUGUGAUAUUUUAAGCUGUUCCUGAAAUUCUAUGUGAAAGUAUUUGUACUAGUCAACCUUGAUAUAUUGAAUUGUGGUGGCAUACUCUUGAUGUAGAUGAUAUGCAUAAACUUUGGUCAGUACCAGGUAGACUAGAUUGCAAGUAUGUAUAUACCUCUCCAAAACAUAGUUUGGAGGAGCACACGCAAUUUGGGGUUAUGCAAAUUCAAAAAGCUGCAUGAGUAAUGUUCUUGCAAAAUACUGCAGUGUCUACGUGACAUAAUUGUGAUAAGUAUUCAUAUACGUCACCCCAAAUUUGAAGAUUUUUUUUCUUCUAAUUUAAUGUUUCCUUGUGCGACAGAAAUGUAUAUGUGCAUAUACAUGUAUAUUAUAUAUACUAGUACUCCACGAAACAGAUUUUUCACCUGGAAUGAUAAGAAAAAAUGCACAUUGUAAACUUCAUCUGUUUAGAGCCAGAAGGACGUUGACUCUAUGCUAAAGUAUACUUCUUUGCUCCAAACAGAAGGCUUGUUCACCUGGCUACGUCACACAAUGUGGGCCAAAUGGCUGUUGUAAGUCCUGUCUGAGGGUUGUUCAGAACAAGGCAUGCAUCAUGCAUACUAAUAUAUGAAAAGACCGCAUAGAAAAUAAUUAGGUACAUGUUUCACUUUAAAAUUUCACAAGUCAAAUACGGUAUGCCUAGAGUUGCGACUUAUACUUUGUAGUACUUGUAUGUUUGCUUAAGGUCUUUACAAAAGUAUAGAUAAAUCUUGCUAGAAAAAAAUCGGAACUGAAUUUAAAAAAAUAAAAUUACAAUGCUAAACAUUUUGCCUACAUGUAGAUGGUAAUAUAUUAGAGUGUUUUAACUUGAAGCAAGUGUAUUCCAAUGCAGAGUAGCAGAAUGUAUCCAUAUGUGUACAUGUGAACAGUACAGUAUUCAGAGUUCAGAAACUCAUCUGCAGAAUGUAUGUGUGUUGUAUUCCAUGUAUCAUUGUGUGUAUGUGUUGUGGUUGUGUUGAUGUGCUAGAUUGCAUUUGAUAAUGAACAGAACAUGUACAACACCUUAAA